Gossypium raimondii (Peruvian cotton) is the source of this 1955-nucleotide messenger RNA. Its product is annotated as CBL-interacting protein kinase 32. Bases 284 to 1561 code for a protein of 425 amino acids. The record is from RefSeq and is a predicted model, not a curated record. Gene Ontology annotation, molecular function: protein kinase activity; ATP binding. NCBI's taxonomy places the organism in Eukaryota, Viridiplantae, Streptophyta, Magnoliopsida, Malvales, Malvaceae. Gene Ontology annotation, biological process: protein phosphorylation; signal transduction. The transcript is spliced from 14 exons.
CUUGAAUUUGUAGAAUCAGAAAAACUUGAUGAAAGCUUUUACUUGAUUCACUUUCUGUUACGAGAUUCAUAUAAUUACAAAAAUGUUAUGGUUUUCAGCAAUAGGAAAGGAUCCUCGUGGGGGAAUUAUAUUAUAAUUUAUAUGCACUGGUUCAUUUGUUUAUUCCAAUGUACUUGCUGUUAGGUUUUCUAUAUAAAGUUGGUAGAAAAUAUAGUUUUUAUUUUUCUUCUUAGGGAAAUUUUGGAUAUUAGUGUGAGGAAGAGAAUUUGAAAGCUUGGUAGGGAUGAAUCAACCCAAAAUUAAAGGAAGAGUGGGUAAAUACCAAGUGGGAAGGACCAUUGGAGAGGGAACCUUUGCUAAAGUGAAGUUCGCAAGAAAUUCUGAGACUGGGGAACCAGUGGCACUUAAGAUCCUUGAUAAAGACAAGGUUCUCAAGCACAAAAUGGCUGAACAGAUUAAGCGGGAAAUAGCAACAAUGAAGCUGAUAAAGCACCCAAAUGUCAUCCGUUUACACGAGGUGAUGGCAAGCAAGACAAAGAUAUUUAUAGUUUUGGAGUUCGUCACCGGGGGAGAGCUCUUUGAUAAAAUUGUAAAUCAUGGUCGGAUGAUAGAAAACGAGGCACGAAGAUACUUUCAGCAACUCAUCAAUGCUGUUGAUUACUGCCAUAGCAGGGGUGUCUACCAUAGGGACCUCAAGCCUGAAAAUCUGCUGUUGGAUGCAUAUGGUAAUCUCAAAGUUUCGGAUUUCGGAUUAAGUGCACUGUCCCGGCAAGUCAGGGAUGAUGGUCUCUUUCACACUGCCUGUGGAACACCGAAUUAUGUCGCUCCCGAGGUCCUUGAUGAUCAAGGCUAUGAUGGGGCAAUGGCGGAUCUCUGGUCGUGUGGCGUCAUUCUCUUUGUAUUGCUCGCCGGAUACUUGCCUUUUGAUGAUUCUAAUCUUAUCGACCUAUACAGAAAGAUUUCAGUAGCUGAAUUCACUUGCCCCCCUUGGCUAUCUUUGAGUGCAAUGAAAUUGAUAACUCGAAUCUUGGACCCGAACCCCAUGACUCGCAUUACCAUUCCGGAAAUUUUGCAGGAUGAAUGGUUUAAGAAAGGUUAUAAACCCCCGGUGUUCGAGGAGAAAGAUGAUACGAACUUAGAUGAUGUCGAAGCUGUUUUCAAGGACUCUGAAGAGCACCAUGUAAUGGAAAAGAGAAAAGAAGAAGAAGAACAACCAACAACUAUGAAUGCUUUCGAGUUAAUUUCCAUGUCGAAAGGGUUAAACCUCGAGAAUCUGUUUGAUGCAGAACAGGGAUUCAAGCGAGAAACCAGAUUUACGUCUAAAUGUCCGGCUAAUGAGAUUAUCCAUAAGAUCGAAGCCGCUGCAAAGCCUCUCGGCUUCGAUGUCCACAAGAAAAACUACAAGAUGAGACUCGAGAGUUCAAAAGCCGGAAGGAAAGGAAACCUUAACGUGGCGACGGAGAUAUUUCAAAUGGCACCUUCUUUACAUAUGGUCGAGUUGCGGAAAGCAAAGGGGGACACAUUGGAAUUCCAUAAGAGAUUAUAUUUUGGUAGCCAUUGAAACAUUCAGUUGUUUUUUGGUUGCUCUGCAGUUCUACAAAAACCUUUCAACAUGUCUUGAAGAUGUUGUGUGGAAAACUGAGGAGGACAUGAAAGAAGUGAACUAAACAACUCGUUCAAUCUUUCCCAUGUUUCCCAACUGUAAUAUGAUUUUGAUAUUUUGUUCCCACUGUUCUUUGAUGUUCCUCAAUGGCUCUCCCCUAUCAUCCUUCUUUUGAAUUUAAAAGUAACCCCCCCCCCCUUUUUUUGGUUGCGGGGUGGGAAUUGGGAUUGUUUUCUUCUUUUUAGGACAAUUAAACAUCCAUAGAUCUUCCUAUUGUUUUCUUUGAUUUUAGUGUUGGAACUUGGAAAACUUGGAGGAUUCCCAUGGAUAUGGAAAGCAGGGUUUUUGUUUA